AUGGCUACACAGAAAUUUUCUUCGUUUGGUGAUCUCUAUCCAGAGAUCCGAACAAUGAUAUGGGACUUUGCAACCCGUCCUCACGGCAUCCGCGGAGUGCAACACUUUUCAAUCUUCCCUUGCUACGGUGUUCCUGCAGACUUCGACGGACACAUCGCACCGAUAAUAGAGACGAGCCAAAUGGAAGUCGUGGGAGCUCCAUCGACGAUAGACAGCACGACAGGAAGCCCCUACAGCAACAACUCAACAUACACCAUCGACAGCGGGCUCUGGACUGCUUGCAGGGAGUCGAGAGCAGCGAUGUUUCGUCGGUACAGGCCUGAUGAGUGGACCGACUUUUACGAGGUUCAAAAGAAAAAGUACAGCCCAAAUCGCGAACCCGAUCGAAGCGUCGUUCACCUCAGUAGCACAUAUCACGACAUGCCCGCUACAUUCGAAAUGAACCACGGGGGGAAGAGCCAAUUCUUCACCGUCCUUCCCGCCACGGACCUUAUCUUCAUACACCUGACGUCGCUUCGGCAGAGAAUCUGGGAUCUGAGCAAACAACUUCCCUUCGCCUCCUGGAAACUUGGUUUCGGAGGCAUGUGCCACAUCGCCCUGGAAUUCGAUCCGUCGUGGAGCAUCGCUGAACUUAGGCAGUAUCAACGAGAGUGGGAGGGAGGCCAGCCUGAACUGAGCGUCGAGCGCUGGAAGGAAUACGACAUGCUGGUACAAACCAGUAGGACCGUUCCUGCCCGUGGCAACCGCAAGACGUUGUGGCUCGUGGAUCGUCGUCUGCGGAGAGAACAUCUAGCACCUACCACUGAUCAACUAGAAGCCAUAUUGAAGAUCGAAGCGGACGAAGAGCGUAUGAUUUUCCACGAAGGCCGCUGCAAGUACUUUGUUGCGCCGAUGUAUGAAACAUGGCUCUGGGCAUACGAGGACGAAGGAUCGGUAGAUAGUAGGCGCGAAACAGUAUGGAAGUUUGCAAACAGUCUGCAUUGGGUCGCCACUGUUCAAGCAAUGGGCAACAAUGAUCCUUGGAAUCUACCCCUGGGUGCCGUUCAACAAUGGGGGGUUUUGUUACGAUCGAGCUAA
Molecule: messenger RNA, 1077 nt
Organism: Colletotrichum siamense
Lineage: Eukaryota; Fungi; Ascomycota; Sordariomycetes; Glomerellales; Glomerellaceae
Exons: 1
Coding region: 1-1077 (358 amino acids)
Source: RefSeq, a predicted model, not a curated record